UCAGCUACUGCACAGGAAACCACCACGGCAGGGAGCGAAUCCGUGGCGGCGGAAGUGGGAACCCCAGCAGCCCGUCCCCCAGAGCCUCGGGCGGCGCCCGCGUCGUCGACCAUGCUGGAACCGGCAGCCCGCGGAGUGCCAGAAAUCAAAAGACACCAUCAACAGAUCCACAGUUCUGAAGAAUUUAGAUCCACAAUUCUAAAGAAUUACCAGAUCCCCAGCGGCCUUUGGACAACAGCUGUGAUGGUGAUGCUGACGGUGCUGAGCACGCCAGGGGCUAAGGGCAGAGACUCUCCACAGGAUUUCGUGGUCCAGCAUAUGGGCGUGUGUUACUUCACCAACGGCACGGAGCGGGUGCGGUACGUGACCAGAUACAUCUAUAACCGGGAGGAGCACGUGCGCUUCGACAGCGACGUGGGCGAGUACCGGGCGGUGACCGAGCUGGGCCGGCCGGACGCCGAGUACUGGAACAGCCAGAAGGACAUCCUGGAGCGGACACGGGCCGAGCUGGACACGGUGUGCAUACACAACUACGGGGUUGUGGAGAGCUUCACGGUGCAGCGGCGAGUGGAACCUACAGUGACCAUCUCCCCAUCUAAGACAGAGGCUCUAAACCACCACAACCUGCUGGUCUGCUCGGUGGCAGAUUUCUAUCCAGGCCAGAUCAAAGUUCGGUGGUUCCGGAAUGACCAGGAGGAGACAGCUGGCAUUGUGUCCACCCCUCUUAUUAGAAAUGGGGACUGGACCUUCCAGAUGCUUGUGAUGCUGGAAAUGACUCCCCAGCAAGGAGAUAUCUACACCUGCCGUGUGGAGCACCCCAGCCUCCAGAGCCCCAUCACGGUGGAGUGGCGUAAGGGGCACUUGGUUUCCUUUCACCGUGGGCCCCACAGGACAGGGGCAGAUAGAGCUUCCCUGGUCCAUCCCAUCUCAUCCCUUGUCCCCAGAAUCCCUACUGAGCUGGAAAUUACAGGACACAAGAGUGCCUCUUGCCUCAUAGUAAGGGCAUCAGAAGAAUCCUGAUCUCAUUGUCUUUCCAGAUACAGGGAACUCACUCUACACACCAGGGCCCCAGAGCCCAGCCCUGGUAGCUCUGAAGGACUGACUGGUGACCAGAGUCUUAGGGCAUAAGGUUAUGGAUGUGUCCCUGAGGAGCAGGGAUCCACUUUCCCCUUCUCCCACCCGUCCACUCUGUCCAAGGAUCUGUUGGCGGGUCCCUCCCCUAGGGGUAGUCAGAAUGGAGAACUAGGUUCCCCUGGCACCUCCACCUCCUGUAUCUCAGACUAGACUUCAGGCUUCUCAAAGGGACACCCCCCUUUGGUGUGAGGACAAACCCUGACACUCA
Molecule: messenger RNA, 1342 nt
Organism: Physeter macrocephalus (sperm whale)
Lineage: Eukaryota; Metazoa; Chordata; Mammalia; Artiodactyla; Physeteridae
Product: HLA class II histocompatibility antigen, DQ beta 1 chain
Exons: 5
Coding region: 112-1020 (302 amino acids)
Biological process (GO): immune response; antigen processing and presentation
Cellular component (GO): membrane; MHC class II protein complex
Source: RefSeq, a predicted model, not a curated record